AUGCACCCGACAGGGUCAGCGGACAGCAGCUUCUCACGCUGUGCUGUGCAGACCCUCUCCCGGAGCCACUGCCGCAACAUCAAACAGAAGAUCUCCCAGUGGGAGGGGAGGGCACGAGGGUGCUCUGGCAAGCAGAAACAGCAGCUGAAGGACUUUGGAGUAAAGUAUGAUCCCAGCUGCGACGCUCUACCCAAAGUAAAGCCAGAACAUACAGAGAAGGGCAGAAAGACUGGGUCCGAAGAUCCGAAGAGCCUGGGUUUGGACUUCAGGGAAGACACACGGAGCUGCUUGCAGACUGAUGACUGUGGUGACCUCAAGCCCUGUGCAUGCAGCCUAGCUUCCCCAGCCAAGGAGAAAGGAGAGUGGCAAGCAGGCUUCCUGGACCCAGGGGUGACUCUGCCCCCAGGGAACUUCUAUACCUCACAAGCUCUGUGGAGGAGAGUAGAUCCCCUUCUGCCUGGCAAAGCCCCACCAGCUCCCUUGGACCUUCAGAGGAAGCAAGGGAGCUGUGGCUCCACAGAAAGAGAACUUAAAGGAGUGGACUCUCUCUGCAGGGCAGAGAGGAGCUUGAAAAACAUUUACUCUGAGGCUGAGGGGCAAGAGGAGGAGCCAGCUGCUGUCCCACCACCCAAGCCCCGUAGGACUUUCCGCUAUCUCGCAGAAAAGGAUGCUAGUAGCUGUAGUGAUGCCAGAGCUACCAGGGAAGCUCCCCUGCAAAAGCAGCACGGAGGAGACCUGGUGUCAUCCUCCAGCAAUCCUGAGAAGAGAAAAGCCAGCGGGAGGAUCAGAGAGAGAACCCAGAGGAAAUCUUUUGAGUUUGAGGACAUCCAGGGCUUCCGCAACCGGAUGGCAACCACCAACUCCCACAGACUUCGAGAAAGGACGAAUGGCACUACAGGAUCCAGGCUCGUCUACGCACAGUCAGAAGACAACAUCUACGAGGACAUUAUCUGUCCUGCAAAAGAGAACCCCUAUGAAGAUAUUGGAGCACUGCCCUUACCCCUGUGGAAGGUCCCAUCUGUCUGGAAGCUACCACCCCCCCGGAGCACCAGUAGGGCUCCCAAGCCUCCCCCAAAACCUCCCUUUCUCAGUCGCAAGACUCUUGAGCUAAAGCCCUCCCAGGCAAGUUUCCAAGGGAAAAUGGUGAAGGACACAACCCUGCCUGUCACACUGACUGAGUGGAAGCUGUUCCGAGCAGUAGAGGCUGCUAGCAGGAGAAAGAACUUGCCCUGGCUGGUACUAAAAAUACAGGAGAUCUUUGAUUCUAAGCGUGGAAAGAAGAGGGUGAAGUUGCUCAGUCCUGUUGGGAGAGAAGCACCUCCAAUGAAAGGUGAAACCAGUGGGAAUGAAAGCGAUACAGAAAAUCAGCCAAAAAGUCGACACAGGUGCCUGCUGCAGGUGCAGUCAGCCUCCAAGAGGAACCCACACUACCAGACUCUGGAGAGGGAUUUGAUAGAGCUUCAGGAGCAGCGGCUAUUUGAGCUGUUUGUGGUGGUGUCGCUGCACAAGAAGGCAUCUGAGAUGACAUACACACCACAGAUCAUACAGCAGUUUCCCAGCAAGCCUGAACAUCCCUUCAGACAGUCAAAGGAUACUGAAGAGAGGCUAAAGAUCAUUCCCAAAUUCUGCUUUCCAGAUCCCAAAGACUGGUUUCCUACAUCAGACCUUAAAAGUGAAACAUUUUCUUUUGUGUUGACGGGUGAGGAUGGCGGACGCUGGUUUGGGUACUGCAAGAAGCUCCUGCCAGAAGGGAAAGGGAAGCGCCUUCCUGAGGUAUACUGCAUCGUUAGCCGCCUGGGCUGCUUCAACCUCUUCUCCAAGAUUUUGGAUGAAGUGGAGAAGAGGCGAGAGAUGUCCCCAGCCCUAGUACACCCAUUUAUGCGCAGUGUGAUGGAGGCGCCUUUCCCUGCUCCUGGACGCACGAUUACCGUGAGGAGUUUCCUGCCGGGAGCAGGAAAUGAGGUGAUGGAGCUCUGCCGUCCAUUGGAUUCUCGACUCGAACACGUUGACUUCGAAUGCCUGUUGAAGUGUCUAAGUGUCUCUCACAUGAUUCAGGUCUUUGCCUCUCUCCUGCUGGAAAGGAGGGUGAUCUUUGUUGCUGACAACUUAAGCACUCUGUCUAAAUGUGGUCAUGCUGCAGUUGCGACGCUUUAUCCCUUCACUUGGCAACACACCUACAUACCGGUCCUACCAACUUCUAUGAUUGAUAUUGUGUGCUCUCCGACCCCAUUCUUAAUUGGCAUUCUCUCCUGCUCGUUACCACAGCUCCAGGACCUGCCCAUAGAAGAGGUUCUGAUUGUUGAUCUUUGUGCUGACAAGUUCUUGCAAGAGGUGUCAGAUGAAGAUGAGAUCCUGCCUCAUAAACUCCAGGCUGCACUUGUACAAAUCUUGGAAGAACGAAGUGAAAUCUUGUCACACGAGCAGAGUGACGCACAAGACAUGCCUCUUAACUCCCUGGUCUCAGAAGCUUUCGUGCAGUUCUUUGUGGAGGUCGUUGGACACUACUCCCUGCACAUGAGUGUCACAGAAAAGGGGGAGCGGGUGUUUCAGCGGGAACUGUUCCGUAAAUCUCAUGUGUCACGCAAUGUGCGUCAUUUCUUGCACUUCUUCAUGGAAACACAGAUGUUUGCAGGGUUCAUACAGGAUCGAGAGCUAAGUAAGAACGUGGUCAAAGGCCUUUUUGAGGUCCGUGCCUUGGAGUAUUUGGAGAGUAUUCCAGAGACGGAACCAACUGGAAUGAACAAAAUCCUUCGUAGUCUUGGAAAUAAAAUGAAGUUUCUUCAGAAGAAAUGA
This is a messenger RNA of Pelecanus crispus (Dalmatian pelican), 2793 nucleotides long. It is a transcript of the gene DENND2C, whose product is annotated as DENN domain containing 2C. Lineage: Eukaryota; Metazoa; Chordata; Aves; Pelecaniformes; Pelecanidae. The record is from RefSeq and is a predicted model, not a curated record.